CUGGCCACCCUGACCACUGCUGAUGACCACCACUACGCGCGAGGGAGGGCGCAGCAGGCCGCCACUGAGGAGGUGUGGACGGGCCUGCGCUUCCUGGGCGACGCCUGGUUCUGGGUGGGUGGAGAACAGGUGCAGUACUCGGAGCUUCCAAGCUGCCCGGCUUUGAGGUGCGGCGUCCUGGAGAAGAACAGCCAGACGUCCUUUGGGCUCAGAGACUGCAGUGAGAGGAGGAACUUCUUCUGCUACAGGAGAGCUGGAAAUAUGGCCACUGAGUAA
Menidia menidia (Atlantic silverside) is the source of this 276-nucleotide messenger RNA. The record is from the annotation of a GenBank genome assembly. Lineage: Eukaryota; Metazoa; Chordata; Actinopteri; Atheriniformes; Atherinopsidae.